GCGUUAACAGGAGGACAAAAAAGAGGGGGUCCGCACUCUGGGGGAGGUUCGGUCCAGUAGCCCCGCAGAGGCCCAGGAAAGGCCGCGAGACGAGUGAGGAAGCCACGCCGGGAAGGAGCGCCUCCUUGGCGGGCGUGGAUUCGGCGGGACACCCGCCAAGGAAGACGGCUGCAGGGGCUCAUCUGCAACGGUGCAGACGAAUCCCGCAAUUGGUUUUCGCGCUUCGCUGUGAGCGGAACGGCAGUCCUUCAAAACCGGUUCGGCAGGGCAAGCUUCAUAACACCCGUUCCGAUCCGGCCGCCCCUGACAGUCACACCGCCUUGCGUGUGUGCGGCAUGAGACGGAGGCUCCACUUCAGCACUCUGCUCUUAUAAGGCGUCUGACAUUUGGCGUGUGAGACGUACGAAGCGGGGAAGAUGUUGAUGCGGUGCUACCGGGCCAAGCUGUCGGCGUGGGCCGCGGUGUGCUUGCUGGUGCUAGGCUGGUACUACGUGUUCCCCGUGUAUCGGGUGCCCCGGGACAAGGACAUCGUGGAAGAGGUGCUGAGGCAGCAGGACCACCCGUGGAAGAAGAACCAGACUGGCAUCGACCAUUACAGGAAGCUGCUGAGUGACUGCUGCCACCCGCAGCGUCUAUUUGCGCUGACCAAGGAGAACGCGCCGGUGGGCAAGGUGCUGUGGUAUGACGGCGAGUUCUACCACUCGCAUACGGUCAACAACGAGACCCACUCGCUGUUUGUGCAGGCUAACCCCCUCCCGCUCCCCCUCAAGAAGUGCGCAGUGGUGGGCAACGGCGGCAUCCUCCGGCACAGCCAAUGCGGCCGCGACAUCGACCAGGCCGACUUUGUCAUGAGGUGUAACCUCCCGCCGCUCUCCAAGGAAUACGUGGAGGACGUGGGCACCAAAACGCACUUGGUGACCGCCAACCCCAGCAUCAUUGAGAAGAGAUUCCAGAACCUGAUGUGGUCCCGCAAGGCCUUCGUGGACAGCAUGAAAGCGUAUGGUAGCAGUUUCGUCUACAUGCCGGCUUUCUCCAUGCGUCCCGGCACCGACCCAUCUCUGCGCGCCACCUACGCGCUGGCCGACACCUCGUCCGACCUCACCAUGCUUUUUGCCAACCCCGCCUUCCUGCGCAACGUGGGUCAGUUCUGGAAGGCCCGCAGUGUGCACGCCCGGCGCCUCUCUACAGGUCUCUUCAUGGUCACCCUGGCGCUAGGCCUGUGCGACGAAGUGAGCGUCUACGGUUUCUGGCCCUUCUCCUCGGACCUGGCCGAGCGGCCCAUCAGCCAUCACUACUACGACGACAUGCAGCCCUACCGCUGGUUCCACGCUAUGUCCGAGGAGUUCGUGCAGCUAUGGGAGCUGCACAAGAGCGGGACCCUCCGUGUUAAUCUGGGACACUGCGGUUAGGUGGCCGCAGUCCCGGCGUCAAAUAUUCAUGCCGGCUUCUCGGGACUGGCAAGGACGGGGGUGUUGUUACUAGAUCUGCUUGACAAAUGGGGCCGAUGCGGCCGUUAAAGAACUCCCAGUUGCCCAGCAGAAGUUAGGGGGGAGGAGCUUCGGAAAUUGUGAACUCCCCGGAUGACUAUUGAGGUGAGGAGGUUGGGUGGUAAGAUUUUUCCUGCUUGGUGGCACGAUGGCCUUUGGAAAGACCUUUGAGCAUCUUUUCAACACCAUACUAGUGCGUUGAAUUGUCCCAUGUACUAUGUGCUUUGUUUUGAUGACUAAGACAAUGCAGACUUGGGCCCAACCGAUUAAUCGCCCGGCAGAUUUAAUCCACAUCAUCUCUUUUAAUUCUUAUUUUUUUGCACAUUAAACUAUUCCAACACAAAACAAAACUUAAGGACAUUUAAACAUUUCCUCAACCCAGCGGAUUUUCGCAGAUUUUUCUCUCUCGUAAAGUUAAAAACUAAAGGACA
Messenger RNA from Syngnathus acus (greater pipefish), 1918 nucleotides. It is a transcript of the gene st8sia1, whose product is annotated as ST8 alpha-N-acetyl-neuraminide alpha-2,8-sialyltransferase 1. Gene Ontology annotation, molecular function: alpha-N-acetylneuraminate alpha-2,8-sialyltransferase activity. The transcript is spliced from 5 exons. Bases 417 to 1409 code for a protein of 330 amino acids. The record is from RefSeq and is a predicted model, not a curated record. NCBI's taxonomy places the organism in Eukaryota, Metazoa, Chordata, Actinopteri, Syngnathiformes, Syngnathidae. Gene Ontology annotation, biological process: N-glycan processing; oligosaccharide metabolic process.